AUUAAACGUAAAAUGGUGUGACAGACUCACUGAGCAACAGGUGUUCCUGGUUCCCGGGCAGAACUGUGAUUGACAGCUGUCUUAGCCAAUCAGCUGACAGAGAGGGAUGCGUUCGCACCAAUCGCAUACUCCCGCAGUGUCCGUGUGGGCGUUGAUCCAAACCGGGCACACACACACAUACACACAGGGAGACGCACACACACACACACGUACACAGCAGCAGUGUCAUCAGCGGUGGAUCCACACAGGACGCCGAGGACAGGCAGGGAGUGUUUGACCGUCUCUGGCGAGGGUUUUUCAGUCGUCGUUGUCGACAUAAGAGGUGGAAAUACACCGGGACUUGAAUAUCUAAAAGGUUGUUAGACGCUGGAGGGACCGUGAUUGUGUUCAGAGCAGGUCUACUGUUUUCUCUACAGACUGGUAAUUGCUGCAGUCAAUUUGGAAUAUAAGCAACUCUGAGGAUUAUUGUUGGACGAUUGGAUCAAAUCUCCCAAAUCACUAAUCCUUCCCCAUGAGGAAAGAUGGGGAAUGGAUUGUCAGAACAACCUAGCAUGCUCUCAAGCAUCCCGUUCUUCCAGUCUUUUCACAUCGCCAUCCUCGGGCUGGACUCUGCAGGGAAGACCACCGUCUUGUACAGGCUGCAGUUCAACGAGUUUGUGAACACGGUUCCCACCAAAGGUUUCAAUGCAGAGAAGGUCAAAGUGUCUCUGGGUGGCCACAGGACUGUGACGUUCCACUUCUGGGACGUUGGUGGCCAGGAGAAGCUACGCCCUCUGUGGAAGUCGUACACGCGAUGCACGGACGGCAUCAUAUUUGUGGUGGACUCUGUGGAUGCAGAGCGCAUGGAGGAGGCCAAGACAGAGCUCCAUAAAAUCGCCAAGACCUCUGAAAACCAAGGGGUACCCCUGCUGGUGGUGGCCAACAAACAGGACUUGAGACACUCUCUUGGACUGGCUGAAAUUGAGAAAUUGCUGGCUCUGAAAGAACUGAGCCCCGCAACACCGUGGCACCUGCAGCCAGCCUGCGCCAUCAUAGGAGACGGGCUCAAGGAGGGCCUGGAAAGACUCCAUGACUUGAUCCUGAAACGGAGAAAGGUGCUUCGACAGCAGAAGAAAAAGAGAUGAACUUCACAAGAAAGACUUGUCUACUUUUUAAUGUGUGAAGGAAACAUAAAGGAUGUUCUCCUGAGUGGAUACAAGCAUCCACUGCAGGUCCAGAUUCAACACGCUGAGUUUUAUCAGUCCAAAAUUGAGCUUUAGGAUUCCCGGUCUUGGUCUUGUGAGGAUGCUGUUGAUCAGGAAGUGACACAAAAAGGAAUAUAGUAUGAAGAUGAGAAAGUCUCAGACAUGUGUGGGUAUAAAGAGUUUAUAUGGUUCAAAAAGCACGGAUGGUUUGGGGUCUGGAAGGGUGAUAGAAGUUGUUUUUAGGAUGCUGUAUGAUUCAUUAAUGGCUCAUGGCUGUUCCAAACAUUAUUACCAAAAAUAAUUUAAGAAAAGACAUUGACUAGUUGAAGGGUUAUUUUGGUAAAUGAAUGAACAUCAUUUCACCAGAGAGGCAAUGAAAUGUCAUUAACAUCACAUUUUAUUUUACAGUUUUAUGUUAUUAUAACUUGUUAUUUUUUUACACUGGACUUUCUUUGUGAAAGAAAAGUAUUAUUGUGCAUUAUUGCAUUAUUAUCGAUUUGUUUGCUGUCUUAUAUCUCUCAAGUUUAUUUUUCAAAAGCACUUUAGAGUAUCACUUUUUAUUGAGUUUACAGUUUUUAAAUAGAGCAUAUUGUGUUGAAUUUUACAGAAAUGUUUUGGCAAAAUACAACAGAUGCUACUGUACAGUAGGUGGUCCUCAUCGGCCACAUUGUCACUAGACAGGUUAUGCAUUAUGUUUUGCUAAAUAAAACAUAUUUAGACCAAUGUU
This is a messenger RNA of Thunnus maccoyii (southern bluefin tuna), 1911 nucleotides long. RefSeq names its product ADP-ribosylation factor-like 4aa (gene arl4aa). Gene Ontology annotation, cellular component: cytoplasm. The transcript has 2 exons. The record is from RefSeq and is a predicted model, not a curated record. Gene Ontology annotation, molecular function: GTPase activity; GTP binding. Bases 522 to 1124 code for a protein of 200 amino acids. Lineage: Eukaryota; Metazoa; Chordata; Actinopteri; Scombriformes; Scombridae. Gene Ontology annotation, biological process: vesicle-mediated transport; intracellular protein transport.